UGUUGUAUGCAUAGAAAAACUAUCUUUGUUUUGAUCUCCGUGGAUAAAAGGGAACUGAAGAAAACAGAACCAAACAAAAACAAGCAAACAUGGACACCGAGCCCUCUACGCCUUUGCUUUCUCGAAGUCUCAGCUGGCUUUGUCGGAAUUGCGUCCUGUUCUUCAGACCACAACAACUCCUCCUACGCUCUCUCUAGUUCCUUCUUCCUCAAUCUCUCUACAAAAACUCCAAGUUCUGUACUGUAUACAUCAAGGGAAUACAAGAGGCAUAAGUAAGCAGCGUGCAGCGGUGGAAUCAUACUGCAGUGUUGAUGGGGCAUUUUUCAUCUGCGUUCAAUAGGUUGGCAAAGUCCUUUGCAACCAAGAGAAGUGGGAGUUCUGAUGGAUGCAACGGAAGAGAAGCUGCGGAAGCAAUGGCAAAGGAAGCCAAAAAAAAUCACUUCAUGUUGCAUAGCUCCGGCACCAUUAAUGUUGACGGUUCAGACAACUUUGCCUCACUUUUCUCCAAAAAAGGAAAGAAAGGAGUCAAUCAGGAUUGCUGCGUAGUAUGGGAAGAAUUUGGGUGCCAAGAGGACAUGAUUUUCUGCGGGAUUUUUGACGGGCACGGGCCAUGGGGUCACUUUGUGGCCAAGAGAGUAAGAGAGUCAAUGCCACCAUGUUUGCUAUGCAACUGGCAGGAGACACUUUCCCAAACUUCACUUGAUCCAGAUGUUGAUGUUGAUAUUACGGCAGAGAAAAAGCAACACCGGUUCAACAUAUGGAAGCACUCUUACUUGAAGACCUGUGCUGCCAUUGAUCGAGAACUAAAGCAGAAUCGCAAGAUAGAUUCAUUUUUCAGCGGAACAACUGCCCUGUCCAUUGUUAGACAGGGUGAAUUAAUUGUCAUUGCAAACGUUGGUGACUCUCGCGCCGUGUUAGCCACAGCAUCAGAUGAUGGAAAUUUGGUAGCAGUUCAGUUGACAGUAGAUUUCAAGCCCAGUUUACCUCAGGAAGCGGAGAGAAUAGUGGAGUGCAAAGGACGAGUUUUCUGCUUGGAAGACGAGCCUGGGGUGUACAGGGUGUGGUUACCGGACGAGGAGUCACCAGGACUUGCCAUGUCAAGGGCUUUUGGUGACUACUGCGUCAAAGAGUAUGGUCUUAUUUCAGUGCCUGAAGUAACACACAGGAACAUAACCAGCAAAGACCAGUUUGUUGUACUAGCCACUGAUGGGGUGUGGGAUGUAAUCUCGAAUCAAGAAGCAGUGGAUAUUGUGUGUUCAACAGCAGACAGAACAGAGUCUGCGAAACAUUUGGUGGAGUGUGCGAUGCGUGCAUGGAAACGCAAGAGGAGGGGCAUUGCAAUGGACGAUAUUUCAGCUAUUUGUCUCUUCUUUCACUCUUCCAUCACUUCACCAAGUUCAUGCCACCCUAGAAUAGAACAGAACAUUUAUCAUGUAAAAUUGGCAAGUCAAGUGCCACUUGCAGUUGCAUCCAUGUAAACAUGGUCCCCUCCGAUUAAGGUUUAUUCAAAUCGA
This is a messenger RNA of Vigna umbellata (rice bean), 1514 nucleotides long. Its product is annotated as putative protein phosphatase 2C 34. NCBI's taxonomy places the organism in Eukaryota, Viridiplantae, Streptophyta, Magnoliopsida, Fabales, Fabaceae. Gene Ontology annotation, molecular function: protein serine/threonine phosphatase activity. Gene Ontology annotation, biological process: protein dephosphorylation. The record is from RefSeq and is a predicted model, not a curated record.